Messenger RNA from Gopherus flavomarginatus (Mexican gopher tortoise), 1056 nucleotides. RefSeq lists its product as uncharacterized. The coding region runs from base 19 to 1056 and encodes 345 amino acids. The record is from RefSeq and is a predicted model, not a curated record. The transcript is spliced from 2 exons. NCBI's taxonomy places the organism in Eukaryota, Metazoa, Chordata, Testudines, Testudinidae.
CCCUGUGUCCCCCUGUCCAUGUCCCCGUCCUAUCCACGCCCCUGUGUCCCCCUGUCCAUGUCCCCCGUCCUAUCCACGCCCCUGUGUCCCCCUGUCCAUGUCCCCCGUCCUAUCCACGCCCCUGUGUCCCCCUGUCCAUGUCCCCCGUCCUAUCCACGCCCCUGUGUCCCCCUGUCCAUGUCCCCAUCCUAUCCACGCCCCUGUGUCCCCCUGUCCAUGUCCCCCGUCCUAUCCACGCCCCUGUGUCCCCCUGUCCAUGUCCCCCUCCACGCCCCUGUGUCCCCCUGUCCAUGUCCCCCUUCCUAUCCAUGCCCCUGUGUCCCCCUGUCCAUGUCCCCUGUCCUUCCACGCUCCUGUGUCCCCCUGUCCGUGUCCCCCGUUGUAUCCAUGCCCCUGUGUCCCCCUGUCCGUGUCCCCCGUUGUAUCCACGCCCGUGUCCCCCUGUCCGUGUCCCCCGUCAUAUCCACGCCCCUGUGUCCCCCUGUCCGUGUCCCCCGUCAUAUCCACGCCCCUGUGUCCCCCUGUCCGUGUCCCCCGUCAUAUCCACGCCCCUGUGUCCCCCUGUCCGUGUCCCCUGUCCUAUCCACGCCCCUGUGUCCCCCUGUCCGUGUCCCCUGUCCUAUCCACGCCCCUAUGUCCCCCUGUCCAUGUCCCCCGUCCUAUCCACGCCCCUGUGUCCCCCUGUCCAUGUUCCCCGUCCUAUCCACGCCCCUGUGUCCCCCUGUUCGUUUCCCCUGUCCUAUCCACGCCCAUGUGUCCCCCGUCCAUGUCCCCCAUCCUAUCCAUGCCCCUGUGUUCCCCUGUCCAUGUCCCCCAUUCAUGUCUCCUGUCCAGUCCAUGCUCCUGUUGCCCCCCUAUCCAUGUUUCCCUGCUUCUCUGCUCAUGUCUCCCCCUCUGCCUAAUGCUCCUAUGCCCACUCCAUGCCCUCGCACUCCCUAUCCAGUUCCCUCUCCCCUUCUGUGCCCAUGCCCCAGCCACCAACUUUCUGUCAUCUCCACCAGCUUGCAUGGAAAAAAAACAAAACAAAAAACAAAACAAAACCUCUUGGCAGCAUGA